Messenger RNA from Onychostoma macrolepis, 1036 nucleotides. RefSeq names its product overexpressed in colon carcinoma 1 protein homolog. The record is from RefSeq and is a predicted model, not a curated record. The coding region runs from base 95 to 283 and encodes 62 amino acids. NCBI's taxonomy places the organism in Eukaryota, Metazoa, Chordata, Actinopteri, Cypriniformes, Cyprinidae. The transcript has 5 exons.
UUAUCGAGGCUGCGCUUGAGGGAGCUCAUGCAUCACAUCAGAGCCGUCCUUCACUCACUCGUCCUUCUCCUCUAAAGCAGGCGUUCAUGCCAAAAUGGGAUGUGGGAAUUCCUCCGCCACCAGCACGACAGCAGGAGGUCCAGCAGAAGCUGCCAAGGAUUUGACAGAAGAACCUUCACCAGAUGAUGAGAAACGAAGGAACUAUGGAGGAGUGUAUGUGGGCCUUCCUGCUGAUCUGACCACAGUAGCUGCCAGCCAAUCAAAAUCCACACGUAAAGACUGAAAGCAGACCACAUGAAACGACAACGCUAAAGCCUCUUCAAAACCCAAGCUCUGCAGUCGCUGAUUUGCAACGGAUAUUCAGACGAUAUUCAAGGAUGGAAGCAAAUCCAGAAUGGGUCGGCACUUCGGAAUGACAUCACCGUGACAUCACACCGGCUGGCGUACAGAAGGGUUCUGUUCGGAACACUGAGCAUUAUUGUGACUAUGAAUGUAGACUCUGUUGCCAUGGUGACCGUCGACCCCCUUGACCUCUCAGUCCGCCAGGAGGACAUCCUGGUAUUUCGGAGUCACCAUGGCAGGGCAUUUCCCGAGUCUGUAGACCCAUCAGAUCCGAUCAACUGUAUGUCUCAUAACUGCAAUAACUGACUCUACUGAACCUAUUCUUUCAGUUUUGUUUUUCUUAGAAAAAAAGGAUCUGAAAAAGGAUGAUGUAAGUAUUUUGCAUACAGUAUGUAAGCACGAAAAAAUAAGAUGUUUAGCACUAACAUGACUAGAGCUGUUGACAUGACUACUAAUUAAUAUAUAGACUGUAGUUUUCUUAUACACUUUGAUAGUCACCUCACUAUUACAGUUAACGUAUUAAAAGCAUUUACUAAACGAAGAGUUCUAUUUAUUCUAUUUCAGGUUAUUGACCUGCGAUUGUACCAUUAACAUUUUUAGUGACUAAUGUGAAUUCUGUAUAUGACAUUAAAAAUAUGACAUUUUAAAAAUGGAGUCAGUGUCUGCAUCUGGAAAAAUUGUGUAUUUACAUCUA